AUGGUAGAGCAACCCGCAAACGUGGAUGCCGCCGUGAAUACCCCAGUUGUGGUUGAUUCAAACGAUGAUGGAACAGUCGCCCAGGAACUGGAAUUAGAGCAUAUGAGGAGUACAUUGGAAGAGGCGAUUGUGGAAACGCGCAGUACGCCUCUGGAAAAUCGACCGCGACUUCCCCGCAUAGCCCUAAGCAAGCGGAAUCGGGCUGUCGUGAGGGCUCUGAACCCAAUGCUGGUGACCUAUUUGGAAGCCAGCCGGGACCUUUGCGAGACGGAUUCAAUUCUUUUUGGCGCCGCGCUGGCAGUCUGCCGUAUCAUAGGCGCCAAGGUUUCCACGGCUGGACGCGCUACUGGCCAUAGUAGCGCUAUCCCAGCAUGGAGAAGAAGAAUUGAGGAACGUAUCGCAAAGGCUAGAGCUCUCAUCGGCAGACUGAUAUGCUUCAGAUCAGGCAACAACAGGCCAAGAAUUGUGCGCACCGUCAGGAUGGCGUUUGCUGGGACAAAUGUCAGUUUGUCCCAGCCGGAUAUAACGCAAAAACUGACGGAGCGCAUAGAUGCUCUGAAGCAGAGAUCGCUGCUUGGGGAAAGCGGAUUCGGCAAUAUACCGAGAGGUCGACACGGUUCAACCAGAAUCGUCUCUUCCAGAGUGAUCAGAAGAGGCUCUAUGAAUCAUUGGAGCGACCAAUGGUAA
Messenger RNA from Parnassius apollo (apollo), 687 nucleotides. The record is from the annotation of a GenBank genome assembly. Lineage: Eukaryota; Metazoa; Arthropoda; Insecta; Lepidoptera; Papilionidae.